Adineta steineri is the source of this 996-nucleotide messenger RNA. NCBI's taxonomy places the organism in Eukaryota, Metazoa, Rotifera, Eurotatoria, Adinetida, Adinetidae. The record is from the annotation of a GenBank genome assembly.
AUGAUAGAUUUUAACAAACGAUCGUUCUGGAAUUUUACAUUAAAAGAGAUAUUAAGUAUUAUAUCUUCAGUUGCUAUACCCAUAGCUCUUGCUAUCUAUACUGCCAUUGGAUCUCAACAACAAAAACAACAAGCUGAGAAAAAACAAAAGUUUGAUUUUGAACAAUCAACACAAUUAAGACAACAAACACUUUAUGAUGAAUUUUUAAAUAAUAUUUAUAAUUUGGAUAAAGAUGAUUAUCUCAACGAUACAAAAAAUCCAUGGGCAUUCGCAAAUGCGUAUUAUCGUGCUGCUCAUCGUCAAUGGGACACAAUACGUAAAGCAGAUGUUAUACAAUUUUUUAAAGAAAAACAAUUAAUUGGUAGAAAUAAUUGUAGUAAUGGAUGUAGAACAACAAAUCUAGAUGAUAUAAUCCGUUUAAAUGAGUUAAACUUUGAUAAUGUACAUCUAGCAAGUGAAACUGGUGUAUUAAAUAAGUUGAAUUUACAAUGUGUUUCUUUUGAUCAGGUAUCAAUGUCAAAUGGGGAGUUUUCAUCUGUUAAUUUAAAUGGUGUGUCAUUUGAUGGAGGACGAUUAGAUAACGCGAAAUUUGAUGAUUCAUCUUUACUUUGUGCUAGUUUUAAUGGUGCAAAUCUAUCGGGAGCAGAUUUUGGAAACUCUGAUCUAACAGGUGCACAUUUUUCAAACAGUGAUUUGUCAGGAGCUAAAAUAACGGAAGAUCAAAUAAAACAGGCAUCUUUUGAUAAUGUAAUUAUGCCAAACGGCGAGAAGAGCAAAAUUAAAUCAUCAACGACAACAAAAAAACUUAUAGCACAAACAGCAACAAUAAUAAAAACAAAAAUAUCCACAAUAACAUCAGUAUCAUCAUCAUCAACAGCAACAUCAUCAUCAUCAACAACAACAUCAACAUUAUCAACAUCAUCAACAACGUCAUCGUCUUCAACAACGUCGUCGACAACAACAUCCUCAUCAACAGCAACACAAAUAGGUCAGUAA